AUGGCUUGCAACAGUUGGGAGAAGCUGUGUAAGGCUCAGCGCGACUACCCAAAAGCGAAGUUCGCAGACUCGUUCGUACAAAAAUCGCUCAAGAAGACGCCCAAGAACCCAUUUCUCUUGGCAUGGAAAGCUCGGUUAUGUCUUACGUUGAACAAUGUGGACACCGAUGUAGCAAGUCUGGUACAACAGGCCUGGGAGCAGCCAGGGGUGAACGAUAUUCGGCUUCUGUCCUACUUAUAUAAGAUCUUAGCCGACGCUACGCGGAGGGAUCAGAACAACAACCUGAACAUCAGCGGAGUGGGUGAUGGGAACCUCAAAGUUUGGCAACGUGCUGCGAAAGCCUUGGGACGCAAGGAAGACCGUCAAGAUCUCUGGUCUGCUCUAGCGAAUGUGGCAUUGGCGGAGGAAUGCUGGGAAGACUUCCGCCUGGCUGUCUUUCACUACAGCAAAGAAACCAAGGAGGGCGCUGGAUCAACAUCUGCAAAAAAGCAUGCUCACUUCACGCAAACACUCGCUAUUCAACUCGCAGCCGAACAGCAGCGUGGGCUUCCCCAGGGCGAGAUGAAAAGCAAACUUCAAUUCGACCUGGCUCGUAGACUUUUGAAACAAGCAUACGAGGCGGCUCCAGAUGACCCCAUCGCUUUCAAGGAUAUACGCGACUUGCGUUUUAUGGGCGAGAUCUUCGCGCGGCAAGCGAAGUGUAGCGAGCUGUUCGAACACUGGAACCACCCGCCUGCAGCCCUCCAGGACCUUAUGACGAAACAUCGGGGUGACUUGUGGGGCAUGAAGAUUAGACUUGCACGGCAGAGUAAAGAAUGGUCUCUACUUGAAAGCCAGUGUCUUGCGUACGUUGAGCGCAUUAUAUCACAGCAGGAAAGGUCGCCUGAAGGUUUUGUCGCAAUAUACACACUCCUCUGGAUUCACGAAGAAGCUAUGCGCAACGAAGAGCCCGAUCAUCCGUUCGGAAAUACGCCAAACUCACGAGUUCUCCUUCAAGCUGCAAUGUUAGCGCGCCAUUUGGUGGCGAGCGAUAAAGAAAAGCAAAACAGACCGCUGGCACUACUUGCUGCACGGCUGCACCUAAACCUCGGUCUAGGAAAAUCCGCUUUCCAGUUGUACAGCCACACCAAAUGCAAGGAGAUGCUAGUGCAUACUUUGUCACCAUAUGUUCUGUCACGCAUCUCACUGACACAUCCAUUUGGUGCCAAAGGCUACCAAGGAUUCUCAGCCGAAGAGGAACUAGGAAAAGCUGUCGGGACAAUGGAGAGGAUGGAACGCAAGCUUAAUGAGGCAGUAUGUUCUGAUCUCCAGUCGCUUCCAUGGGAUCAAGCUAUGGAACUCUUGGCCGCGAAACGGGAUUUCAAGUCGAGCUUGACAAAGCACAUAUGCAACACAGAGAGCCGUCGGAUAGCACGACUCAAGGGUGAACCGAUCGAUAAUCUUCCCGUUAUCGACCCAAGUAGCUACCGGAAUAUCAAGGACGUCGUGGAUAGAACCAUAUUCCCCAACUACGAGCACAGUCAGCAUCCUGGACCACUUUCAUACAUCAUGCCCAACGGCCUUCCUGAAGUUCAUUGGCUGGCCAAGAGCCUUGAUAUCUGGGACGCGAGCAGUAGACUUCUCUAUAGAGAGACACAGGUGUUGGAGUUCCAGGGCAAAUGGAUACACCAAGUUGCCAUGCCUCCGGAUCAUGUCUGGGAAACUGAGCCUGACAUGACGCUUGCGGAAUACCAAGUUGAGGACACAUGGGAUGCAAUCAACCUCAUCGUUAAGACGAUGACCUUGCCAGGACUUUCCUUCGAAGGGCUUCCUGGGGUACUGGAAGCACUUCUGGAACAGGUUUCCGAAAUGCGACUUGCAAUGGAGAACCUGCGUAUGCCUGGCGCCACGCACCAAAAACCCGAAGACGAACCCACCAUGUUCCACGAGAAUAUGCUAAUGUCCUGCUAUACCAAGCUCGAAGUCCUGCGCGCACUCAUCAAGUUGAUCGAACACCUACGCGAGAAGGUCAUCAAUGCGAAGACCCACCGCAUGAAGGCCAUGUUGCCAAAGAACUGGGUCAAUGAUAUGGAAAUUGAGACGAAGAAUUGCUUCGAGGCGGUACGGGAUGUGGCGCAUAGCUACAUCAACCUCAUCGAACAGAGAGGUCGUGCUGCGAUCAAGGCGCAGGUGCAGUGGGGCAAGACGGGUGAGGCACUGAAGCAUGUGCUGAGUGACGACGAUGUCGACUUCUACGCAACUGAAUAUGUUGAUAGCGCACUACAGGCAUGGAGGGGUGUGCUACAGGUUAAACUGAAGUAG
Messenger RNA from Alternaria incomplexa, 2301 nucleotides. RefSeq lists its product as uncharacterized. Lineage: Eukaryota; Fungi; Ascomycota; Dothideomycetes; Pleosporales; Pleosporaceae. The record is from RefSeq and is a predicted model, not a curated record. The transcript is spliced from 5 exons. Bases 1 to 2301 code for a protein of 766 amino acids.